UGAAUAGACAUCCACUGUCCCUGAACCGGUUAAAAGCACACUAUUAAACUAAUUACACUAUAUUUUUUGAGGCAAAUCUCAAAACCUUUGACUACGUGUGUAGAAUCGAUUUGCAAGUAAAAUUAGAUGUAUUCCCAAUAAAUUUACCAGUGAGAACACAUAAAUCCAAUCUUCCCGGGGGAUUUCCUGAAGAUACACACUAACACGCAUAUUCCCAUUCAAGUCUCAUUGUAACAGUCUUGAUAUAAUCCAAGAGUCAGUGAAACAGAUGCAUGCGGGGACUCCAAAGCCCCCCAGCGGUAUUACAUGAAAACAGGAGGGCCAGAGGGUGGAUGAAAAACAUCUGAUGAAAUGCCAGUUUAGUGGAUGAGAGGAAACAUUUGGUGAUUGAAAAGGAUUAGGGAUUACAGACACAGCUCACUGACUGCACCAAAGUCAUAACAUCAUCAUUUGGUCUAUGUAACUGUCUGGUUUUGUCUUGCUGGAUCUUUUCUGCUGGAAGAUGGAAGAAUUGACUUUGGGAGUUGGUGAAUUGAAUUGCAGAAUGUAGCCACCAAUCUUCUACUCAUCCUGGAGUUCUUCCUCUUUCCAAGGCAGCAUGUGUCACCUCCUCGCCAGCCUUCUUUUACUAGUUCUAGCAUUUGUCUUAAAUCCCCUCCUUCUACCCUCCGUGGUGUGCUCACGGUUAUGUCCGCGCCACUGCCUUUGUUACGAAAACACCGACUUGGUGGAUUGCCGUGACCGUGGGCUCGAACACGUUCCCAGGGGGCUCCCGCAUGGCACCUGGCUGCUGGAGCUGAGAGGAAACAACCUGAGUGAAAUUUGCACCAGAGCCUUUGCGGGCCUGUGGUCCUUACGGGUGCUCGUGCUGGCCAACAGCCACAUACGGACCCUUCAACCACAGGCUUUCUUCUCAUUGUCUUACCUUGAGAAGCUGGAUCUCAGUGAUAACCGGCUAACAAGUCUUCCUGCUGACUUCUCUGUGGGCCUGUCUGCUCUUAGGGUGCUGCGACUGGAGCACAACAAUUUAGAUCAUCUGUCUGCAUUCAGCUUUGAAUAUCUGGACAACGUUGAGAAAAUGGACCUUAGUCAUAACCAUCUGGUGUCUGUAAGCCCUGGUGUGUUCAGAGGCCUUUCAAGGCUCAGGCAGCUCUACUUGCAAAACAACAGACUGUCUGUCAUGCACCAAGGGAGCCUUGAUAUGCUUCCUGGACUGGAGGUGCUCCAGCUGAGUCACAAUAACAUUUCUCUGAUCGACACGAAGGCUCUGACUCCUCUCUACAACCUAGCGGUUCUCGAUCUGGAGGGAAACAACCUGCGUCACUUGAAAUUCAAAACCUUCCUUAAUCUGCACACAACAGCGACACACAUCCAGCUGGCAGUUGUUGUCUCCUCACCAGGAAACCCUUGGACCUGCGACUGUGAGCUGCACCGCGUGUUCAGCAAGAUCCUUCACGUUCGACACCUCCACAUCGACGACUACCGCAAUGUGACCUGUCACCAGCCGCCGCAGCUGGCCGGGGCUUCACUGGCUUGGGUAGACAGCAAACUGUGCAUCGCAGAGACAGCCACUGUACUCGUCAUUACCGUAACAGUUCUGGUCACAGUGGUGGCAGCUGUGGUAAUGGCAGAACGGAACAGGAAGAGGAAUCGUGGCAAGAACUGGGACACUGAAUCCCAAAACCAAACCCACAGUCCGCCAUCUUGAAAGCAAAUGGAGAUCGGGGACAGACAAUUGACGGAUGCGAGAAGCUGUUAAAAGCACAGACAGAAAUACAAUGUAUUCUUAGAGGGAAAGUUAUCAUGAGCAUAAGUCAUUCACUGCUAGCCCACGUACCAGAGUAUCUGUUGUAAAUAGUAAAAGAGGGAAAUUGAUAUUGAUAUCACAUAUUGAUGGCAAUAAACGUCCAAUCCAUUUCAAAUGGGAGGGGGGUUAAAGUGAUUGUUCGAGUUAAGAAAUAAGCUUUGUGAGGUCACAAAACAAAAUAUAAAUAAGCUUCCCAGAGCAAAAGCCGUUUGAAUGUAUGUCUUUAUUCUUUUUCUUGUUUAGCAUUAUUCAUAUAUUUUUUUAUUACUCAUGGCUUUA
Messenger RNA from Corythoichthys intestinalis (scribbled pipefish), 2086 nucleotides. Its product is annotated as chondroadherin-like protein. Bases 599 to 1708 code for a protein of 369 amino acids. Gene Ontology annotation, cellular component: plasma membrane. The transcript has 6 exons. NCBI's taxonomy places the organism in Eukaryota, Metazoa, Chordata, Actinopteri, Syngnathiformes, Syngnathidae. The record is from RefSeq and is a predicted model, not a curated record. Gene Ontology annotation, molecular function: protein binding.